AUGCCCGCCGCAGGCGGAGGCCAGGCGGCUCCCGGGCCCGGCCACGGGGGGGAGUGUUCGUCGCCGGCAGACCCCGGGGUCAUACUCGACAGUGUUCGGGCCCUGGUCCGACGUCGCGUCGACGUCGAGCGAGGCCGCUCCGAUGCCCCCGAGUGGAUGCGCGGAGCGUCAGCGUCCGCUCCGCUGCAGGACCGCCUGACAGUCCUCCUGACCACGUCAGCAACGCGGAGCAACCCCUCCACAGCACUCAUCGAGGCCGUGCUGGGCACGUUUCCGUUCUGUCCGGGCCUGGAACAGUGCAGGCUCGUCGUGGUGUGCGACGGAUGCAACGUCAAGCAGGACCACGAGAUCCAGGGCCGCGGCGUCAAGGCCUUGUACCGGGGCGGAAUGGUGCCUGGAGAGCAGGGGCUGAGCGACUACGCAGAGUACAAGACACGUUUGCGUCGAAUAUGCGGCGACGCCGGGCGGUUCCCGGGCGGCGCCGCGGUCGUCGAGCUGGACACGCGGCACGGCUUCGGGCUCGCGGUGCGCGCCGGGCUCGCCCACGUGUCCACCCCGUACGUCAUGGUCGUGCAGCACGACCGCAACUUCGCGCGCCCCUUCGACGUCGCGGGCCUGGUCGACGCGGUCGCGGCGGACGCCGCGAUCAAGAUGGCCGCGCUGCUCAACACGUCCAUGGCGGACCACGCGCGCCGCGUACACGGGCGCAUCGGCGGGACAAUGCCCGUGUCGCCCGCGGAGUGGUUCGCGUGGGCGGGCGCCGAGCGCCGCGUGCCCGCGGCGGCGCACCUGCGGUUCCGCCCGCUCGCGUACUGGCUCGACUCGACGCACGUUUGCCCGACGGAGCACUACCGCAGUUUCGUGUUGGGGGGGGGGAGUGGGCCCGAGGGCAAGAUUAAGAGGGGGGGGUUUAUUGAAGACAAACUCGGGCAGCUGCAGAUCAAGGAGCUGCGAAGGGACGGGCCGGGGAGCCACGCGCGGCACGGGACGUACAUUGUGGACGACGGGCGGGAGCCCGAGGACGUGCUGGCGCGGCACUUUGACGGGGGGGCCUUUGAGCUAGGUAACGGGUACAAGCAUUUCCCCGGGUCGCUGUGGAGCCCCGACGCGGCCUUCUGCGGGCCCUGCCGCGGUCUGCGCGACGCCGUUGUUGCCCAGAGCGGUUUCGCGACGGGCGCCAGGGGGCGCGGCGGAGAGAGAGGGGGCGCCGCGGAUGCUGGCAGCAGCGACGACGAGGCGCCCGGCGGGGCCGGCGCAGCGGGGGGCGCGUGCGGGGGCGGGGAGGGCCUGUGCGUUGGGUGCGGUGGCCGGCUGGAGUGCGCGCAGGCGUGCUGA
Messenger RNA from Pedinophyceae sp. YPF-701, 1335 nucleotides. The record is from the annotation of a GenBank genome assembly. NCBI's taxonomy places the organism in Eukaryota, Viridiplantae, Chlorophyta, Pedinophyceae.